Messenger RNA from Artibeus jamaicensis (Jamaican fruit-eating bat), 5505 nucleotides. RefSeq names its product mitogen-activated protein kinase 8 interacting protein 3 (gene MAPK8IP3). Gene Ontology annotation, molecular function: kinesin binding; MAP kinase scaffold activity; JUN kinase binding. NCBI's taxonomy places the organism in Eukaryota, Metazoa, Chordata, Mammalia, Chiroptera, Phyllostomidae. Gene Ontology annotation, cellular component: cytoplasm. The record is from RefSeq and is a predicted model, not a curated record. Gene Ontology annotation, biological process: vesicle-mediated transport. The transcript is spliced from 31 exons. The coding region runs from base 173 to 4168 and encodes 1331 amino acids.
GAAGGGCGCAGCAUCAGCACCAGCAGCGGCGGCGGUGACUGAGCUCUGAGGCUUUUGCGCUAGCCGCUGCGACCCAGGCGACUGGCCGCGGCCUGCGGAUUCAGGGCAGUCGGGGCGGGAGAGCAGGCUCUCCAGCAGACAGCAGGCCGCGCUGGCGGCAGCGGUGGCCGCGAUGAUGGAGAUCCAGAUGGACGAAGGCGGCGGCGUGGUGGUGUACCAGGAUGACUACUGCUCCGGCUCCGUGAUGUCAGAGCGGGUGUCGGGCCUGGCAGGCUCCAUCUACCGCGAAUUCGAGCGCCUCAUCCACUGCUACGAUGAGGAGGUGGUCAAGGAGCUCAUGCCGCUCGUGGUUAACGUGCUGGAGAAUCUGGACUCGGUGCUCAGCGAGAACCAGGAGCAUGAGGUGGAACUGGAGCUGCUGCGCGAGGACAACGAGCAGCUGCUUACCCAGUACGAGCGCGAGAAGGCGCUGCGCAAGCAGGCCGAGGAGAAAUUCAUUGAGUUUGAAGAUGCCUUGGAACAAGAGAAGAAAGAGCUACAAAUCCAGGUGGAACACUAUGAGUUUCAGACCCGCCAGCUGGAACUGAAGGCCAAAAACUAUGCAGAUCAGAUUUCCCGAUUAGAGGAGCGGGAAUCAGAGAUGAAGAAGGAGUACAACGCUUUGCACCAGCGACACACAGAGAUGAUACAGACCUACGUGGAACACAUCGAGAGGUCCAAGAUGCAGCAAGUUGGGGGAAACAGCCAGACUGACAGCAGCCUGCCUGGGCGAAGCAGGAAGGAGCGCCCCACCUCUCUGAAUGUCUUCCCCCUGACCGACGGCAUGGUACGUGCACAGAUGGGGGGCAAGCUCGUGCCUUCGGGGGACCACUGGCACCUGAGCGACCUCGGCCAGCUGCAGUUCAGCUCCACCUACCAGUGUCCACACGAUGAGAUGUCCGAGUCAGGCCAGUCCUCAGCGGCUGCCACACCCAGCACCACGGGCACCAAGUCCAACACGCCCACGUCCUCCGUGCCCUCGGCCGCAGUCACGCCCCUCAAUGAGAGCCUGCAGCCCCUGGGGGACUACGGCGCUGGCACCAAGAACAGCAAGCGGGCCCGGGAAAAGCGCAACAGCCGCAACAUGGAGGUUCAGGUCACGCAGGAGAUGCGGAACGUCAGCAUCGGCAUGGGCAGCAGUGACGAGUGGUCUGACGUUCAAGACAUUAUUGACUCCACCCCAGAGCUGGACAUGGGUCGGGAGCCCCGCCUGGACCGCACCGGCAACAGCCCAACCCAGGGGAUCGUCAACAAGGCUUUUGGCAUCAACACUGAUUCCCUGUACCACGAGCUGUCGACUGCGGGGUCUGAGGUCAUCGGGGACGUGGAUGAAGGGGCCGACCUGCUAGGAGAGUUCUCAGGAAUGGGCAAGGAAGUGGGGAAUCUGCUUCUGGAGAACUCCCAGCUUCUAGAAACCAAAAAUGCUCUGAACGUGGUGAAGAACGACCUCAUUGCCAAAGUGGACCAGCUGUCUGGGGAGCAGGAGGUGCUGAAGGGGGAUUUAGAAGCUGCCAGACAAGCCAAACUGAGGCUGGAGAGCCGCAUCAAGGACCUGGAGGAGGAGCUGAGGAGAGUGAAGUCCGAGGCCAUCACAGCUCGCCGUGAACCCAAAGAAGAGGGGGAGGAUGUAAGCAGCUAUCUCUGUACAGAAUUGGACAAGAUCCCCAUGGCACAGCGCCGCCGCUUCACGAGGGUGGAGAUGGCCCGUGUGCUUAUGGAGCGCAACCAGUACAAGGAGCGGCUGAUGGAGCUUCAGGAGGCCGUGCGGUGGACUGAGAUGAUCAGAGCAUCCCGAGAGCACCCGUCUGUCCAGGAGAAGAAGAAGUCCACCAUCUGGCAGUUCUUCAGUCGCCUCUUCAGCUCCUCAUCCAGCCCCCCUCCAGCCAAGCGGUCCUACCCCUCGGUGAACAUCCAUUACAAGUCGCCCACUACAGCUGGCUUCAGUCAGCGCCGGAGCCAUGCCCUGUGCCAGAUCUCAGCGGGCAGCCGGACCCUGGAGUUCUUCCCAGAUGACGACUGCACCUCCUCUGCCAGGCGGGAGCAGAAGCGUGAGCAGUACCGCCAGGUGCGCGAGCACGUGCGCAACGACGAUGGGCGGCUGCAGGCCUGCGGUUGGAGCCUGCCGGCCAAGUACAAGCAGCUGAGUCCCAAUGGCGGCCAGGAGGACACGCGGAUGAAGAACGUGCCUGUCCCUGUGUACUGCCGCCCUCUGGUGGAGAAAGAUCCGACCAUGAAGCUGUGGUGCGCUGCAGGUGUCAACUUGAGUGGGUGGAAACCCAGUGAGGACCACACUGGGAAUGGAGUCAAGCUGGAGCCAGGCUCUGACCCUUUGACCUGCAACCAGGAAGUGGAAGGAGAGGUCAAGAGCAACCACGCAUCCCCGGAGAAGAAGAAGGCAAAGGAGCUUCCUGAGACAGAUGCCACCUCUAGCCGUGUGUGGAUCCUCACCAGCACCCUGACCACCAGCAAAGUGGUGAUCAUUGAUGCCAACCAGCCAGGCACCGUUGUGGAUCAGUUCACCGUCUGCAACGCCCACGUCCUGUGCAUCUCCAGCAUCCCCGCGGCCAGCGACAGUGACUACCCUCCAGGGGAGAUCUUCUUGGACAGCGAUGUGAACCCCGAAGACUCUGGUGCAGACGGAGUGCUGGCUGGCAUCACCCUGGUGGGCUGCGCCACCCGCUGCAAUGUGCCGCUGAGCAGCUGCUCCUCCCGAGGGGACACCCCAGUGCUGGACAAGGGCCAGGGGGAGGUGGCUGCUGUCGCCAAUGGGAAGGUCAACCCAUCUCAGUCCACAGAGGAGGCCACGGAGGCCACAGAGGUUCCCGACUCUGGGCCCAGUGAGGCAGAGGCAGCUGCAGUUCGGCCGGGGCCCCUCACAGAGCAUGUCUUCACCGACCCGGCCCCUGCUCCACCGCCGAGUGCUCAGCCUGGCAGUGAAAAUGGGCCAGAGGCCAACUCGAGCGGUGUGCAGCCCGAGCAGGAGCCCAGCGGAGACCCCAAGGGGGCCAGCAGCAGUGCCUUGCCCACCAUGUGGCUGGGAGCCCAGAAUGGCUGGCUGUAUGUGCACUCAGCUGUGUCCAACUGGAAGACGUGUCUGCACUCCAUCAAGCUGAAGGACUCGGUGUUGAGCCUGGUGCACGUGAAAGGACGAGUGCUGGUGGCUCUGGCAGACGGGACUCUAGCCAUCUUCCACCGAGGAGAAGAUGGCCAGUGGGACCUGAGCAACUAUCACCUCAUGGACCUGGGCCACCCACACCACUCCAUCCGCUGUAUGGCAGUUGUGUACGACCGUGUCUGGUGUGGCUAUAAGAACAAGGUGCACGUCAUCCAGCCCAAGACCAUGCAAAUAGAGAAGUCAUUUGAUGCCCACCCACGGCGGGAGAGCCAGGUGAGGCAGCUGGCGUGGAUCGGCGAUGGGGUGUGGGUGUCCAUCCGCUUGGACUCCACACUGCGGCUAUACCACGCCCACACCCACCAGCACCUGCAGGACGUUGACAUCGAGCCCUAUGUCAGCAAGAUGCUGGGCACGGGCAAGCUGGGCUUCUCUUUCGUGCGCAUCACUGCCCUGCUCAUUGCGGGAAACCGGCUCUGGGUGGGCACUGGCAAUGGAGUCGUCAUCUCUAUCCCUCUGACUGAGACUGUGGUUCUGCACCGAGGCCAACUCCUGGGGCUCCGAGCCAACAAGACAUCUCCUACGUCUGGGGAGGGGGCCCGGCCCGGGGGUGUCAUCCACGUGUACGGCGACGAUAGCACUGACAAAUCGGCUAGUAGUUUCAUCCCAUACUGCUCCAUGGCCCAGGCCCAGCUCUGCUUCCAUGGGCACCGGGAUGCCGUCAAGUUCUUUGUCUCUGUGCCAGGGAACGUGUUGGCCACUCUCAAUGGCAGCGUGCUGGACAGCCCAUCCGAAAGCCCUGGGCCCGCAGCCCCUGCCUCAGAUGCUGAGGGCCAGAAGCUGAAGAACGUGCUGGUGCUGAGCGGUGGGGAGGGCUACAUUGACUUCCGCAUUGGUGACGGAGAAGAUGAUGAGACGGAGGACAGCGCGGCAGACAUGAGCCAGGUGAAGCCCAUGCUGUCCAAGGCCGAGCGCAGCCACAUCAUCGUGUGGCAGGUGUCCUACUCCCCUGAGUGAGGCACGGCCUGCACUGCCCCUGCCUGACAUCACCCUGUACAUACGCUACGCCCUGCUCACUUGCCACGACUGCCCCAUGGGGCAGCCCACCAGCCCCUCUCUAACCUCUCAACCUGCAGCUUUCACCUUAGGUCCGGCCUGGGAGCUGACAGGGGCAGCAAGCAGCAAAGCAGGUCUGGCUGGGCAGGGGGAUGUGGGUGGGAGAGGCAGCCUUUGGGAACACCCUUUCCCCCAGCAGUUCCUGGCCCAGGGUCCAGAAUUCUGGAAUUAGCAGCCCCCAGGUAGCUCUCAAGUGUACCCUGGGCUCCCUGUUCUCAUCAUUCACUCCUAGGACACCCAGAACAGGAAGCAGGGAUUUCAGUCUGCCAAAUAUUCUCCCACCUAGGGCCCACUUGCCUUUGCCUGCUGUCCAUGAGGGUGGGGGUCUGACCCUAAGGGAGCCAGCCCAACCAGUAGCCUGCCCUGGAUUCCCCCCCAGCCCCAUCCCUUCCAACCUAGGAAGUGGCACGAAAGCAUGCAUCCAGGCUCCCUGGGGCAGCUGUUUGAUAAGACGGAUGCCACCAUCCUGCCCAAGCCCCCUGAUUGUCCUGUGUGACAGGCUCUCGGAGCCCUCAUUGACCCAUGUCCCCUCUCCCUGUCCUGGGCAAGCAAGCCCUGCAGUCCUGUCCCCCCUGGAAUCCCCUAGGGUGGAAUUUCUCAGUCUGUCAGGGCAGGCCUAGGCCUCAUCAUAAAGGUGGGGCCAUUGGGAUGCAAGCUCAGCCUCAGGGUGAUGGGGGAAGAUGGGGGAUCCAGGGCCUGCCUCCCAAGCAGUCUCCAAGGAGCCCAGUUCCCAAGACACGCUAAGUGCCUCGGGCUGGUGGUGUGGCCUUCUCCCUCAAGGGCAACUGACAAGCUGGCAGCAGAGGCCCUAAGGGCUAAGGACAGGGACCACCUACCCAGCUCCAGGAGCAUGCAUUCGCCUGCUUUGAAGGGUACUGCCCUGGACUGCUGCCUCUCCACCUGCCCAGGCCUUACUCCUGCUCCAAAAGGCACUGAUGAGGGCAGCCCCAGGCCCUGCUGCCCACCCACCUCCCACCAGAGAAGCACAGAUCUCGGGCAGCCAUCCCACAGCCCAGCCAGACACCGCUGCACUCACAUGCAGCUGCAGGAUUCCCCCCACCACCCUGCCACUCUCCACUGUGACGUACGUCAGGUCCCUCGUCUGUUCCCACAGGGCCAAGAAUGACUGGGGGGUUAUGCAGGUGGGUGCAGCUGGGGGAAGGGGCUGGGUGACUUUUCUCAGGCUUUGGCCCUGCAAGCAAACCUAUGUAACUGCUCUGUAUGUAAUAAAUGUCUUA